AGUCCUAUCCGUGUGAAUGGUUUUUAAGGGCGUAUUUAUCUCCUCACCCUUGACACAGAUAUUGAAUAACACCUCUGGGGACGGUAUGCUGAUGGACUUCCCUGGCAUGCUCACUCGCUGGGUGCUAGGUUUGGUUUGGUUUGCUGUGUGUAUGUGUGUGUGGUGCUGGUCAUUUCCUCGUUGAGAGGGAAAGAGAAACCAAAGAGGACUCCGCCCCCCUGCUGUGGGCUCCACAGUAACCUGCCAGAGUGACAUGGGCAGUCAGACCAGAGAGGACCAUGUCCUACACGCAGCCCCCAGGGCGCCCCAGCCCUGGACAGACCUGCAGGUUGAUUCUGGUCUUCACCGUGCUCCUGCAGGUGGCCCUGCAGUCCUUCUCCGGGGCUGUGACUUACUUGUACUUCACCCACCAGCUGAAGCAGUACUGGGGUUUGAACUCAGGGCUUCACACUUGCAAGACAGGUGCUCUACUGCUCGAGCCAAACUUCCAGCUCUUUUUGCUCUGGCUAUUUUGCAGGUAGGUUCUCUCUUUUUGCCUAGGCUAGGCUGGAUUAGGAUCCUCACAUGGUAUGUACCACCAUGCCUAGGUGUUGGUUGAGAUGGGGUCUCAGAACUUUUUUGCCCUAGCUGGCCUGGACCCACAGGCGUGAGCCACCAGCUUUAGGUUGCACUAAUGUUCUUUAUGUCCUACUUUCUUGCCCUCAGACUUCUUGCCUGCCACUUUCUCUCACUACUUUCUUUAAAAUAUUUUAAAUAAGUAGAUGAAAAGUCUUCACAUAGACAAGUCAGACUUUCAGAAGCCAGCAGGUGGGAUAAUGUACAUUUGGUCUAAAAUCAGAACCAAGGUUUGGAAUGUCAGGUUUCAUGUUCCUCUGAGACUGAGGGCUGGGAAGAGGUAAACCAGGUCUUUGAAAUAUUGUUUCAGUUUUAGAUUUCUGUGUUGACAAGAAGUGAGAACACAAAGUCCUGGCUUUGUGCCUUUUCCUUGGACACAGGCAUGCUGUUUAUAAAGUUUAUAACAAUAAAGUUAUCAGAUGGGCUCAGUAUUCCACUGCUCAUGGGGAAAUAACUGAAAAUAGAAUUGACACUCUAUGCCCCUGGGAUAGUACAGGCACCAAUGAAGGUAUGAAUGCAGAGAAAAAGAGUUAGUGUCAGUUUAAGUUACGUAUUUCUCAACUAUUUGAAACUACGAAUGCAAAAUUGCUGAAAAUAAACCAACUCAGCUUUUUGCUCCUUAUGUGUAUUUUUGACUAAUCACAAAUUGCAUAGUAUUGAGAGUUGGAAGGGACUUUGGACCCCCAACUCCAAGCCCCAUUGCUAUUUCAUAGGUGAGGAAUCUAGAAAUCCACAGAAAAAUGUGUCGCUCAAGCUCAGGCAAGGAUUUGGAGGCACAGUAGAAGCUAGCAGCCAGGGUUCAGGGUUCAGGGUUCAGCGUGAGUAAUGUUCUACCUUCCACAGCAAGGCGCCCAUAGAGUCCUGAAACGUCAAAGCUGCAUACUAGCUAGCUAGGAAAUGCAAGGGUCUCAGAAAAAUAUAAAUUGUGCAAAAGCCAUAGAGUGUUAAUAUCUGCUAGAAAAAUUCAGUUUGUAUGCUUUGUGGAGUAUGGAUUUAGUUAUCUCAAUUGCUGAAUGAUUUUCCUUUGAAAAUGGAUCGUCAUGGAUUUGGAAGCCUUGGGUUGGUAAUAGAAUUUACUGAGACAGGGAGUAGGAGAAAACACCGGACCUGGAGUGUGGAAUCCCAGGAGAUUUGGCCUGGAGUACAAAACUUCAGCUUCAGUAUUUUUAUGCAUAAAUAUUGAUUUCUGAACAAAUAACACCCAGAGAGGGAGCCUCAACUACCCGCCUCAUCCUCACAUGUUUCUUGCAUGAUGGUGCUUGGCAGUUUCUUCUGCAGACCUUGGCAUUGCUGGUGACUGACUGUGCGACAGGUUGUGUGCUGAGGUUAUUUUAAGAAUGAUUAAUGAUGAUUAAUGUUAUGUGUCUCUCCCCCUCCUUCCUUUUCAGCUCAAAGUAUGAAUUUCCUGCAGUAUUUAGUGGGCUGAGAUCAUUCUCUAGCUGACCAACAUGUGGGUGCUGGGGGAGGGGAGUAUACAAGUGCUGUUUUCACUUCCAUGCUUCUGGAGCAUUUCACACUGGGUACUGUUCUUCAGCUCCAGAAGUCCUUGGUUCUGAGACGAGGGUAUCCAUGGUGACUGUGCUUCAUGCUGUCUCAAGUUGUCUAGGCUAAGGCUGACCAGUCCUUGGUGGGGCACUUGAUAUCAGCAGGGUAGACUCCUUUGGUGACGCAGAGAUUUUGGAUGACACCACUGACUUUUUCUGCUGCCCAAGCAUUAGUCUCUGGCAAUCAUUUGGUACACGCGUGUAGUGCUGGCAUGGAACCCAGGGCCUUGCACAUGCUAGACAAGCCUCCUGCCACUGUGCUACAUCCCCAGCCCUUUCUGACAUCAUCUUCGGCAAAGCACAAAUAGCAUAUAGGAGCACUUGUGAGGCUUUAUGGAGAAGGGUCCCGUUCUUCUUCUUCUCCAUCUGUGAUGCCACAAUGACAGGUCAUUUCCUUGUUUGGAAACUUUCUCAGAAAGAUGCAGACUUCAGAGUUCAUACUUCACGUUUGCUGGCCUACCGGCUUCUUGUGAAGGUUCAGUACACAUAACUGAGCCUUUCUUAACCCAUCCUCCCUGCAAUUCUUACAGUACAGUCUACAAGUUUCCACAAGCCAAAGUAGAACUAGGGUCUGUUUCUGGAAAAUAUCAUCUCUGUUAAACAUGCUUUUUCAAACUCCACACAGACAAGGAGACUCCUUAUGUGUAUUUUUGACUAAUCACAAAUUGCAUAGUAUUGAGUUGGAAGGGACUUUGGACCCCCAACUCCAAGCCCCAUUGCUUAGGAAAUCUAACUAAGAGGAUGACGUCUUCAAAUGACCUUUCAAUAACAAUUUAAUAAGCAACUACUGAAUACCUGGGUUCAAAAUUGGGCUUUAUCAUUUGCUAGCUUUGCAAUCUUGGAAAAAUCACUUAACUUUCUCGAGCCUAGUUUGUGCAGCUAUAAGACAGUGUAAUUAUACUGACUUUCUGGGAUUGUUAUGAUGAUGAAACAGCAAUAGUUACCCAAGUCUCUAGCAUAUAAGAAUUGUGGGGUGUCUGUUAAUUCUCCUCCCUUUCUAGUAGUCAGCCAAGACACAUGCAUAAGUGGGGAGAUGUUAUUUGAAAUUUCCUUUUUUUUAAGUAGAAGAAAAAUACAAAACUUGAUUAUGUACACAGACAAUUACAUUAGUCAGCGCAGCAGAGGAUCAGUUCAGUCUUAAAAUCAGGCCAACUUGUAAUGUGUGCAAAUUACUGGAACCACUUGUGUAUCGAGAAACAGCCUCACUCUGUUUAUGCUGCAGAGUUAACAAAGAUGAGACUAUGCUGGCUCCAUGUGAAUAAACAUAGGAGUGUGCCAAUCUCUUACUAAAAGUAUGAUUAUAUUUAUGUUGAUUUUUUCCCUUAGAAAUUUUCCUUCUAAACAAAGACCUUACAACAAAGUUUUCUUUACAGGCCAUUCAAUGGUAGCCAUAAUUUUCAUAAUUACUUGUAAAUAAAGCAAGAAUCUUCCUCCAUGUGGA
Molecule: messenger RNA, 3600 nt
Organism: Castor canadensis (American beaver)
Lineage: Eukaryota; Metazoa; Chordata; Mammalia; Rodentia; Castoridae
Source: RefSeq, a predicted model, not a curated record